UGCAUGCAUCAAAUGAACUCCAUAAAGGCCAAAAACUAUUCACUCAUAAGUAAUAAUAUGUCCUCUUAUAUUCCCUUGUGAUACUUGCCUAUCCGCUUAAUUAUUUGGUUUCACUGUGCAUUUAGAGAAAGUUGUGCAAGUCUUGGCGUACGAUCAACAAGAUGAGAAAAAGCAUAACCUCCGGGAGAAAUAUUGUAUCUAGCGAUUACUAGUUGAUCAGACCAGACGCUGCUUUUCAAAAGAGCACUCGAUCCGUCUAUUUGCUAUGCAAAACAAACAAUUACGAAAACUUUCAAGCAAUCUCGUGAGGACGACUUGGAGGAGAGCUUGUUGGUUCCUUUUUUGAUUGAAUGCAAAUGGAAGGAGGAGAAAGAGGAGUCCCUAAUUAUGAGCUGCAAGUCUCGUUCUCGACUACUCCACAGGCGAUCCAUGAAAGUGGGUAUACACAGUUUGAAGAGAACCAAGUUAUGGGUUUCUUGGCUCCCUCUCUGUGUUCUCAUCAAAUUAUAUCUCAGCCUAUCAGUACAUCCCCCAUUAGUAAUUCCACCAAUUCUCCCAGCGCCAUCAGAUUCAGCCAUAGCGACCAGGUAGGGAGCUUAGAUCCCGUUCCCAAAGCCGUACACGAUGAGAACUGUGCCAGUAACGCAAAGGAUGGAAAUAAUAAUUCAUGGUGGAGGAGCUCAGCCUUAGAGAAGAACAAAGUGAAGAUUAGGAGAAAGCUUAGGGAACCAAGGUUUUGUUUCCAGACGAGAAGCGAUGUGGAUGUGCUAGACGACGGCUACAAGUGGAGAAAAUACGGGCAGAAGGUUGUCAAGAACAGCCUUCAUCCUAGAAGCUAUUACCGAUGCACGCACAACAACUGUAGAGUGAAGAAGAGAGUUGAAAGAUUGUCUGAGGAUUGUAGAAUGGUGAUCACUACUUAUGAAGGUAGACACAACCACUCUCCAUGUGAUGACUCUAAUUCAUCUGAGAAUGAAGGUUUUACUUCUUUCUAAUCAGGGUUUAUAAAAUCAAAACAUUCAAUGAGAUUAAUAUUAUAUAUAUAUAUAAUAUAU
Messenger RNA from Hibiscus syriacus, 1055 nucleotides. RefSeq names its product probable WRKY transcription factor 12. NCBI's taxonomy places the organism in Eukaryota, Viridiplantae, Streptophyta, Magnoliopsida, Malvales, Malvaceae. Bases 351 to 995 code for a protein of 214 amino acids. The transcript is spliced from 4 exons. Gene Ontology annotation, biological process: regulation of DNA-templated transcription. Gene Ontology annotation, molecular function: DNA-binding transcription factor activity; sequence-specific DNA binding. The record is from RefSeq and is a predicted model, not a curated record.